AUGGCGGCUGGCAUUCCACGAAAUAAUGAAGAAACACAGCUGUUUUCGUGGGUUUGUAAAUGCGGUAUUUAAAAACACCUUGUUGAGUUAUGUUACCUGCUUACAGGUAAAUCCUUUUUACCCUUUUUGUCCUCUUAGGGAGCAAAUAGUCACGGACAGCUGUGUUUAGGACACACAGAUGAUGUUUUGAUUCCUGAAAGUUUCGACGAUUCUCCAGAAAAUACAUGUAAACCUAUAGAAGUAGCCUUAAUUGAAGGUGGUGGAGGCCAUACAGCAGUCAUAACAGGUUUCUAUAUUAAGUUUAUAUACCAUUUCAGAGACACAGAUUUUGUCUUGGUUAUUUGACACGAGCAUGCACUUCUAAAGUGAUAAUGAAUUGUUAAGCUAUUUGAAAGAACAGCAGUAUUGAAUGCAGGACUACGCUUAUUUCCUGAAUUGGCACACCUUGUUUUUCUCCUAAUUUUUGCAUGACCAUUUUUAAAUUUCUCUAGGGUAUUACAGUUGUCUCAAGAGAAACUAAUGACAAAUGCUCAUGCAAAAUGUUUCUAUGGGAGAAAAUGUGCACAAAUGGCAAAUCAGGCAAAUAACCAGAGUUGACACCCCCAACUGGCAUGACUGAUACAACUCACUUUGACUCUGAAGAUGACUAUCGUGCAGGUUGUUGAAGUGUGAAUCACUGUCAACAACAGGCCUAUUCAGGACUACGCUCACCCAGAUGAUCAUAUUCUACCUACCUAUUACAUGAGUCCAUGGUUAACUCAGUUUGCAAUAUUACUAUUUAUUAAUAUUUAACAAUUAUUCCUCAAGCCCGAAUGGGCUCUGAGUCAAUAGCCCAUGAGGCCAAAGGCCGAAUGGUUUACUGACUCAGAGGCAAUGAGGGCGAGAGGAAUAAUUGUUUAGUAAAAUCCAACUAGUUUUCAAAAAUAUGGAGAAUAAAAAAAAAUUAGCUAGUUAAAGCUAGACUUUAAUCCUUUUUUGCCGCCAAAAAGCCCGCGUUUUUCGCUAGUACUGGGCUAUAACAUAUAGUCUAGUGGCAGCUCAACCAAUCAGAAUGCAGCAUUGAUAGUAGACCACUAGUUGGAUUUUACCAAUGUGCAUUAUUCUUGAGUGAUAGUACAUAAUAGUAACCAGUAGGUCAUAGGUUCAACUCCUUUUGUGUACUCAAUUUUUUUCUUCAGAGCUGCCUAUGUCACUGACUGAAAAACAUCUUUCUCAUAGAUUAUGAUAAUUGCAUUUUCAAUAUAGUAAGUCAAAGUUUGUUCAUGUGUGGUUGGAACAAUAAAGGUCAGUUGGGUUUGGGUGAUACAGAAGACAGGGCUGUGCUGUGUCAUGUUCAGGGGCUUCCUCCUGUCACUCAAGUAUCUUGUGGAUGGAACCACACCUUAGCCAUCACAGGUAAAUCUUUGGAAAUACAGCCAAACUUCAUGUGUGGCUGUCAUAGGUAAUAAUUAAACUAAUUAAACUAAGGUAUAAAUAAACUAUAGGUAAUAAAUAAAAUAAUUAAACUAAGCAUAAAAUUUUUUAAAAUUCAGCCUGCAGCCAUAGAAUUGCUGAACCACUGUCCUUCAGAGAAGAAAACAAAAUUAAUAUGAGUAAUCCUCCUGCUCCCCUCCAUGAUAAGUUGUUUUUUUUUUUACAGGUAGCUCACUGCAAUAUCGCUUAAAAGAGAUGGGGGUAGAGAAAGGUUCAUUUUACCCUUUUGAAAUCAGCAAAAUGUCAGAAAGUCCUUUUAGGAAUGUAAUUUUGGCAUACAAAAUUUCCACCUCAUCCAAACAGCAGUCACCUGUCUAGAGUGACACCCCUCAAAAGCAGUCGCCUUUCUAAAAUGCCAAAAUGAAUUUUACUGGUCAAAUUAUUUUGUACUUCAUCUUUUUGCAACCACCUGCCAUGAGUCACCACCAAAAUCUUGCCAGUUUGGGCAUUUCACCUAUGGUAUGCUUUACUGUACGCCAAUGGUUGAUAGUUGGAAUAACCUUUUGUGUCCCUCAGUUGUUUUAAUAUGGAGACAUAAGACAGUUUUUCGGUUUUUUAUUCUAUGAACCACUUUAAUGAAACCUUAAGCUUCCCACUGUUUUACAAAACUAUUUGUAGACUUUGUUAUUAUCCUUUAAUUUUUGUCUAGGAAUAAAGUAUUUAAACUGAAAUAUCGUUUUUUAUUAUUACCUGACUUUCAGAUCAUGGUCUUUAUGUCUGGGGUUCUGAUGCAUUUGGUCAGCUAGGCACUGGAAAACUUGGUGGAUACCUUACAAGACCUACUUUAUGCAAGGUAUGUUGUCAUCUUUGAAAUGUGUACCAAUAGACCCUACAUGUCCCAGCCUUAAUAAAUGGGAGAAACAUAAUUUCUGAGAACAUUAACUGUCAGAUUGCAACUGCUAACUAUUACAGUCUAACCUGAGUUGAACAGCAAUCUGAACCAUAGUCCUGGAAAUUGUCUCCAUUUAUUAGUAUAAACUGACCUCUAUUAAGCUGUCAAGCUUAAUGGUUAUUGCAUGUCCUCACAUCAAGUAAGCAGCCUUUUUGUUGUGUAUGUACAUGUAUCUGGACAUGUUUUGGUCAUCUCGCUCUCAUGACAGCAGCUAGUAAAAUGCAACUGACAACUGAAGCCACCUAGGAUUCUGAAACCUUUCUUGCUAAUAAUAGAACAGCUCUUAACAUUAAUACAUGUCCACCAUUUACUUUGAUAGAGUUGCAGGCAUGUAUGCUUGCAAAAAUCUUCUCAAACAUAAAUCCUAAUAAAAUUGUUACUUAUCUGAUAAGGAAAGGUUUCUGAUAGGUCUUCUUUCCUGAAUGAAUGAUUCCUCCACUGUACUAAUUCAAAAACAUUUGAGGAGUUACAGUGGUUAAGGUUCAAGUUACCACAUAAUAGCAUCCAAACAAGACCAAGCUAUCUUAAGAAAUCAGUUGGCCAUUCCCCAGGGCUUAAGUGACUGCUUUUAUCAUACAGGACUGGUUUCAUUGUAAUAAUUUUUAUAUUAUUAGUGGUAGUCGAAAUAUUUGUUCAUUAUUUUGUUUCCCAUCAGUAGGAAUUUACUGAGUAUCAACAAGUUAUCAGUGUUGCAGCUGGACUUAGACACUCCAUAGUUGCUUUAGGUAAGAUAGAUGUUAAAAGUUGUAAAUACCUUUGUCUAGAGUUCGGGAUAACUAUUUGAGCUACUGUGUACUUGUCAACAGGGUGCAAAGAAAGUCAGUUUUACAGCCUGCCAUUCAAGCAAACUGUAGCUACAACCCCGGACAAAACUGUUGAGACAAUUCCAUCUAUUUUCUAACUUUUGCACCCUACUCCUGUCUCCUCUAAACAGAAAAAGUGAGUUCCCUCCCCACCCCCUAUUCAAAGUUGUCUUGGUCUAAAAACCAACUUGUAUAGUUGCCAUGCUAUCCUAAACAACUUUGGAUAAGGGGAGGGGGGGGGGGGAAAUCGGGNCUUGUAUAGUUGCCAUGCUAUCCUAAACAACUUUGGAAAAGGGGGGGGGGGGGGGGAAAUCGGGCAUUCAUUUGGUGGAGGUUUCAGUUUUUCCAGGAUGAUAGAAAAAUAGGCAUUUUCGCAAUUUGUCUCAACAGGUUUUUUCCGGGGUUGUAGCUUGUACUUUUUGCCUAGAGUCAUUUUAACUAGACAGAAAAAAAAUUUUGAUGAUCAGAACUGAUUACAGCCCUUCUGUACUUUGAAUUCUCCCCAAAACUUUAAUGCUUACCCAUCGGGUUAAUUAAGAACAGAAUUCACUAGCCUGAUAGCAAAAAUCAAUAGCCCCAUGCUACACUAUCUGGCACUGGUCUCCAUACAUGCUGGUUAACAUUUUUUAAUAAUUAUUGUUAGUUCUUUGUUUUAAAUGAUUUUUUUUAAUAAUAUUUUUAUAUGAAAGUGCUGUCCUCCUGUUUCAUAAUGAAUAGCUAAAUGCUUUGAAGAUUAAAGUUGUGAAUAGAAGUUUUGCUGUCAUUGCCAAAAUUAUUGGGAAUCUGCUAAGGUUUCACAAUCAGUCAUUGAAAAUAUUCGCAUUGACCCACCCAAUUGAUAAUUUAUUAUAAUAAAUUGGAAAAACUCCUUUAUAAGAAAUUUCAUAUAUUUCUCAACUUUGUGCAAGUCGAAGUAUAUGUUGACGUACAUCUACAUGUUAAACAUUUUCUAUAAUCAGUUAUCGUUUCUAUUAAAGAUGUUGAUUGAUGAUCAUUAAAUUUAUUAUUAUCAAUGAUCAGCUUAUACCACUAUUGUAUAACAAAAUACUUCAUGUUAAGGAUGAAACAAACCUUUUUGGAUUAUUUAGCAAUCAAUGCAAAAAACCUGUUUUGUUUUUCAAAGCUGAUGGAUCUGUGUGGUGUUGGGGAGCCAACAAGAAAGGACAGCUAGGCUUUGGCAAAACAAGCAGAAACAGUGUGACUCCUUUGCAAGGUUUAAAAAGAAUUUACGUCUGUAGCAGAAUUAUUUACCUUAUGAUACAAGUAAAGUAAGGUCCAUGGUUUCAAAAGCUAGAACUAUGUAUGAUAUUGACAGUAUAUGUUGUUGGUAAGAAUUAAUCUUUUGUCAUGUUUAACCACUGAGUUUUCAUCCUAGUUUAAUUCAGAAUUCCCCUUGUUUUCUAGCCCUAAUUAUUCACAGGAGAUAAAGGAAAUUUUGGUUAAACGUGAGAACAGAUUUUACUCACAACAUAUUUGUCACCACAAAUUCUAUACUGUUACCGUUCAAAUAAUCCCCCCUUUUAGCAUUGUUGCAUGGUACUAUUUAUUCCUAGAGAUUUUGCGAAAAGAAAUUUGAAUUUUGGGGAAUUUCUCUUUGUAUACUAUUAGACAUGAGAGGGUUCAUAGGACCUUGCAGGUGACUUACAAGUUUAUGACAUAGCAAACGUUUCUAAUAUAGGUUUUUCUAUCAUAAACAGUCAGUAUUCCAGAUUGCUGUCAGAAGUUUGUACAGGUAGUUGCUGGAUCUCAUCAUUCCGCAGCAUUAACAGCCUCAGGAGAGGUCUUUUGCUGGGGUUCAAAUCAACAUGGACAGUGUGGAAGGCCUCCAGAACACUGUGUUCAGAGUUUUGCCAAUCCACAGCUGAUAAGAGGAGCAAUUUCGGACAAACAUAUCACUCAGCUGAAAUCUGGGUGGAGUCACCUUCUGGCCAUCACAGGUUUAAUAAUUAGUACUUUAUUUAUUUAAACAGAUUAUCACAUUUACAAUACUAUGUAAAAAAACAUUUGCAAUAGACAUUCACUAACAAGCAAUAACCUAGAACUAAACUGAAUAAUGUUGAAUUAUAACAGUGAAAAAGAAGUUAAAACAGUUCAACAAGGUAAAUUAAGUUAUAUUAAGUUAACUUUAAAUUAAUUUUGUUGUUUUGUCUGUACAGAAUCAUUAAUAAACUGUACUACCUAUUUAAGGUGGUUCCCCUGAAAUAGAACCUGCCCUGAGAUUUUUGUCAAAAUUUACAUAUUGGUUUGUUAUGUUAUAGAAACUUUAAUUUUGAAUUAAAAUUGGGGGAAGUGAGGAGGGGGCUGGGGUCCCAUGAUCGUUUAGCAGCAGCAGCAGCAGCAGCAGCAGCAGCAGCAGCAGCAGCAGCAGCAGCAGCAAUGUGUAUAAAUUACACACCUUAGUUUCUCAAAAUAUCAAUAUGGUUAUUUCCAUUGAAUACAUGCCUUAAACACAUUUCCAACGAUUGUUUCUUUUUCUGCACUGGGUAUUGCUCUAUAUUUAUUCUAGAGAUAAAAGAUAGGUCACCAUACUCACUGAAGAGAAAAUAAGGGGGAACUGUAGCCUUAAGGCAAAAGCUGUGUUUGCUAAUCACGUGUAAAAAUACUAAAGUUACGGCCAAAAAUGGCUGCUGGAUUAAUAUUCGUUUUUUUAAAUCGAAAUUAGCGUGACACAUAAAUACAACAAAUUACAUCUUCAGAAGAUCAGAUAGAAAUUUCCUGGAAACAUAAUGAUAAAUUAAUUUAGUUGUGUUAUGUUAUUUUGUUUUUGCAGAGGAUGGUCAGAUCUUUUCAUGGGGUCGUGCAGACUAUGGUCAGUUAGGUGUAGGUGAUGAUGUGGUACAGCAGGGAUUCUGUAGUGAACCAACACAAGUUUUGCUAGUCAGUGGUGCUAAACAGGUAGAAUCAUCAUUCAGUUCAUUGAAACAAAGUCUCCACCUUUAACAUAGUCUGCUACAAUACUGACGGGUUAAUUUCAGAGAAAAGAGAGGUUUCUUUUGGUCAUAUUUUUGAAGUUUGUUCCUGCCCAACUGUAUUCAGAUCCUGAAGGUUAACCAUCUCACCAGAGCUUAUCUUUGGUUCCAUAGCAUGAAGGGCGAUUAUUUUAUACACCUAGCUGGUACAGUGAGAUUUAAGCGUCUUGCCAGGACGCUAAUUAAGACUGCUCUAUCUGGUGGUGUCUGGGGUCCUGGCCGAUAUUUCGUUUACAAGACCAACCUUCCUCAGCGACUGGAGAAACAGCUGAUAAAUCUUUAAACUUAACUCACUAUUUUGGUUAGGAACAGUCUGCCGUUAAUACUGUAAUGUCAACCUAGUAACCUAAUCCGGGCCUAUCCAGGCCUUCAAGAGAUCCUGCACCACUCUUCAGUCGGUGGCUUGCUCACAAGUCGUGCUACGAAAGUGAAGCAAAUAAGGAGCCGCGAAAAAUGUUUGUUGUGGUAAUUUUGCAUCUCUAACGAUUGUAAAGGAAGACCCUGUUAUUUUACAUGUGCCAUUUGCAGAGAGUAUAAAACAAACACAUUGUUUCGGGCAUUGGAAGAACUAACUUUGUAACACACAAUACUUGUUUUUCAGUCUAAUCUUUGUUUAAUCUACCUCUUUUUCGUUCUUUCUUUAGGUUGUCUGUGGGGCUGAACACAACAUGGUUUUGUUGGGUUUGUUAUUUUCUCUCUUCGGUUAACAUUUAAUUGACUGUGUCACAGCUUCCCUGUUCAUUUUGUUUCUAAAGCCAGUUACGCGUCUUUACUCGUUAUGAAACUUGAGAAAUUACUUGUAAAUGCCAGGCAAGAUCACAGUUUUGUCAAACAAAUAUGUUUCCCAAGAUUAUAUCAAACGUUACAAACUACAAAAAUGAACUUGAAAACUGUUAGGCUAACAAGGUUUCAAAACCCACAAUUGGAAUCCGUUUCAAUCUUCUUCAAGUUUGUCCAUCCGUGGCUCCAUUUUUAUUAGCCUGCGUAGCAAGCGUUUCUGUGCGGUUUAGAGCAAAAAACGCGGAACAAGAGACAAAGACCGCGCUAAAAAUGGCGCAAGUAAACGAGCGGGGAGGGGGUGGGGGAGAAAGGAAGGAAACCCCUUGGUUUUGAAAAUAGCCUACUUGGCCUGUCAUGUCUGAGUUCACGCACCGACAUUUGACAUUUGUUUCCUUCCUUGCCCUUCCCCUCCCCCCUCUUUCAUUUUUUGGUACUCGUUUAAAUUCUCGCGCGAUCAAAAUCGAAAAUCCCCUUCCACGAUCUCUUUUUGCACCGAAACCAAACGGAAACGCUUGCUACGCAGGCUACAUUUGUAUUUGUUGUGUCAUUUAUACCUUACUCUAACUUUUUGAGCAGUUUAAUGUUUCACUCAGUUUGGUGUCAAUUUCCACUGUUUGAAUUUUGAUAAAGCAAUACAACAACAACAGUUACUCUGAAGUUAUGAAUAUAUGAAAAUCAUGUAUGAGAACUGCGGAGUGAAGAGUUAUAUGAAAGAAGAUCAUUGAAGUAAUAGACGCAACUUUUGCAGUUGCGAAAAGAAAGCCUGAAAAAAAAUUCAGGGUUGUACGGGAUUCGAAGCCUUGACCUCUGCGAUGUCGGUGCAGCGCUCUACCAAUUGAGCUAACAAGCUUGGCUUGUUGUUGCUUCCGUCUUUCGGACGGAAAUUGAUAUGUAGCUUUCUCUUUUUAUCUUAGGUUGUGGUUCUGUCAUGACUUGGGGCUGGAAUGAACACGGAAUCUGUGGCACUGGGGAUGAAAUUAAUAUCCACUUACCAGGCGUGGUGGCCAAGCUUCAAGGUUCUCGUGUGAGUGUGAUUGGAUGUGGUGGAGGACACAGUUUUGCUGUUGUCAGCAGGUGA
Porites evermanni is the source of this 7995-nucleotide messenger RNA. Lineage: Eukaryota; Metazoa; Cnidaria; Anthozoa; Scleractinia; Poritidae. The record is from the annotation of a GenBank genome assembly.